AUGGGGUGGAUGCUGUUAUGGAUAAUUCCGAUAGUUUUUGCGGCGGGUCCUGAACAAAUUCACUUGGCACUAACCGGUGACCAAUCGGAAAUGAAUGUCGGCUGGGUGACAAUGGGCACAGGUUCCCCAACAUACGUCUCCUAUGGCUUGUCGGCGACAUCGCUCACUUCAAAGUCAGAAAACUCAAACCCAAAGUCGUGGACCUACGCUGGCAUUACACGCGUUUCCCACAAUGUGGUACUCAAAGGGCUCAAAGAAAACACUCAUUACUUCUAUCAAAUCAGCGGCUCCUCCAAAACGUAUGCCUUUAAAACGUUGCCAAUGGAUGGUUUGGGCGUGCGCAUAUGUCUGUUUGGGGACCUUGGAUUGACUGGCGUGAAUUUCCAGGGUGAAGGCCAAAGUAUCGAAAGCCUUCUCGCUGCGGCGGCCGCUAACAAAUUUGACAUGGUGGUUCAUAUUGGUGAUAUCGCUUAUGAUCUACACUCCGACAAUGGGACCGUCGGUGAUGGCUAUAUGAAUAAAAUGGAGCCACUUAUGGCGACCAUGCCUUACAUGGUGAUCGCCGGAAAUCACGAAGACGAUAAUGAGAAUUUUACAAAUUACAAAAUGCGCUUCCACAUGCCAAAGAAUGGGGCUGACGACGGGACUUUCUAUAGUUUCGAUUUGGGCCCGGUACACUUCGUGGGGAUAAAUACCGAAAACUACGGGUAUUAUUAUAAAUACGGAACGGAUUCGAUCUACACUCAAUAUGAUUGGCUGCAGAAAGACCUAGAGAUGGUCGACCGUUCAAAGACCCCGUGGUUAAUUUCCUAUCAACAUCGGCCGUUCUACUGCUCAAAUGAUAACUCUGGAGAUUGUUCGGCUUUCGAAAAUCAAAUUGUGCGGACAGGCUUCAUGGAUAUGCCAGGGCUCGAGCCACUUUUCCUCAAAUAUGGCAUGGAUAUGGGAUUCUGGGGUCACGAACACUCCUACGAGCGAUUCUACCCAAUCGCAAACAAGGUGUACUAUAACGACAAGGACCCCUACAACAACCCAGAUGCGCCGGUUUAUAUUGUAACUGGAUCAGCGGGAUGUCAUUCCGGAUACGCGGACUUCACUAACCCGCCCCUGCCAUUUAGCGCAAAACAAGUCAACGAUUACGGCUACUCAAUUAUGACGAUCAAAGACCGAUCUACAAUGUACUUGGAGCAGAUUUCCAUUGAGAAAAAGGACGCGGUUGUCGACUCAGUGGCUGUCAUCAAGGAUGUAAAGGAAACGAACCGCAUCAAAAUCCGCCGACGUGGCCAUGUGCUGCCGCGUAGCAAUCGCCGGAGUCCAAAGUGUCACCCCAAGGAUUCGCGAUGUUGGGCGAGGAGUCUCAAAAAGUCGAACACCGAACUU
Mesorhabditis spiculigera is the source of this 1380-nucleotide messenger RNA. NCBI's taxonomy places the organism in Eukaryota, Metazoa, Nematoda, Chromadorea, Rhabditida, Rhabditidae. The record is from the annotation of a GenBank genome assembly.